AUGUUAUUACUGGCAACCACCACUGCCCUUCGCAAUGGCGCCACUGAUAGUACAUCAGUGGAAGAAGCAGACGAUCCCACCAAGCAGGACUUUAGUGGAGAAGCUGCCACUCUGUUCGGGGGCAUUCGAAUUCCAGCUGCACUUUUUGCCGGUGCUUCUGCCGGUGCUGCGUUUGCCAUGCCUAUUUCUGCCACAGCAUCGGAAGGUCUCAAGGUCGGAUUGGUGAAACGCAUCUACGCUCUGCUCAUGAUGGCCACGUUGACGUCACAAAUCAUUGCCAUUGUGGUGGGGACCGUGGCGUCGUCGGCAUUGGCCAACAAGUGUCCCUUUGUCAAAACAGCCAGUGUGUCAGAAUUUCUCAAUGCCAAUUAUCCCUUGGAGUGGGCGGCUUGCCGCUUCCAUUUUUUAUCUGGCGUCCUCCUGUUCGUCUUGGGUGUGGGCAUGAGAGCAUGGAUCACGGUGGCCUGUCCAGUCUUUGCCAAGGCCAGUCUAGGGGCUGUCAUUACAACCUCUUUGCUGUGUGUUGCCUUUGUCCAGGAUCUCUACGAACGCAUUGAUGGUUUCACAGGUUGUGGCCAAGUAGAUUCCUUCUAUAAUCUGCCGAUUCGGUAUCUUAGGCUUUUAGCACAGAAAGCACUCAAGAAACCCAUGUUCGCAGCAGCUUUUGUCUCCAUGCUGGCAACCUAUGGAUACCUCUUCUUCCAGGCACCCCACGUAAUUCGCUACCUUACUUCAUGA
Messenger RNA from Seminavis robusta, 738 nucleotides. The record is from the annotation of a GenBank genome assembly. Lineage: Eukaryota; Bacillariophyta; Bacillariophyceae; Naviculales; Naviculaceae.